UUAACAAUGAAUUAACAUGAUAAGAAGUGCUUUAUAAACAUUGACGGUUGUUGAUGUCAUAUUCAUAAAAAGUUCAAAGAGAGGAAUAAAGUUGGUCGAGGAAAUGAAUAAAUUUUUGUUGAACGGAAUGAUAUUUGUAAUAAUAUCUUAUGUGAAGGGAAAGAGAUUUCCUUCGCAAGAAUUAUUUAACCUUCCACCAUCGACGGAAUCGAUUGUGUCUAGCCAGUUUUGCAGCAGUGGAUUCUCAGAUGUGUGUUGUAACUGCCAAGAUAACUGCAUGAGAUACAAGUCAUGCUGCAUUGAUAAACUAUGGAAUGAAACGAUAUCAAUAAAACUGACUGAUUAUUUAAACAUAUUUGUAAAUGAAUUUAAAAAAUACAAAGACUACACUUGUGAAACACUUUUGAAACCUCUAGCAAGUAGAUUUGGCACCCGCACAGAGAGUUUUUUAAUGGUAUCUUCUUGUUUACCGGGAGCUGACAAACAGGAUGUAGAAAAAUGCUUAAACAGAAAAGAUGAAACAUUUGAAACCAAUAUUCCAGUAUUUGGAAUCGACAAAUACAUUUAUAGAAAUUUAUAUUGUGCUAAAUGUAAUUUUGUGGAUAGCUUCCAGGUACUAAAUGUGAGUGCGACAUGUGAGACAGCCUCUUAUAGAAAUUUCACAACAAAUCCAUUCGAACAAUAUGGGAAAUGUGACUUUGAAGUUAUUCCUACACAUAACAUUUAUCCAUACUAUCAAUCGUGUAAUGACUGGAGUAAAUGGGAUAAAACAUGUUCAAAGGAUAAUCCAUAUCACGAUUUGUGCAAAGCCUACACUGGGUUAUUUUCUAAUUAUGCGAAUUACCAUUGCUACUUAUGUAGCACCAAUCACACAACAGUAGAAAUACUUCCACCAUUUGGGCAAGGUUGUAGAAUUUCUCCGGUUGGUCGAAAAUAUGGAUUCUCCAUCACAAUAAGUUACUCAGGAGCUACAAACGUUGAAAUAAGAGGCGAGGAUGGUUCCGAUCUAAAAAAUACAGAACUCUGCAAAGAGGGAUAUAGAUUUGACAUUAUACAAGGGAAAUGUACAAAAAUAACAUGUGCACAUGGUUAUAUGCUUUCUGGUGCAACAUGUGUUCGUCGACCUGCACCACCAGUUGUAACAUUCGUAACUACACCAAAAGCUGAAAGCUGUUUCUUGAAGCAUCACCCGACAGUAUUUAUUACGUCUCUUACAUCUAAAUUCUCCUACUCAAUGUUCAUGAAAGAAUCUGAGAGUGUGUUUAACAGCAGUGAUGAAACGUUCCAUAAUGUCACCUUUGAAAACAAAAUUGUAUUCAAAAGAGAUAAACCUAUAGCGAAGGCGGAAUAUCGAGAAUUGCAAAAAAAACUGACUGGCAAAAGUUCAAAAGUUUGGAAUCAACAUUAUACAAUAUAUUUGAGUUCCGUUACAAAUCCAGUUUUUACACAAUUGUAUGGAAUUGAUAUGCCUAGAACAUUUCCGCAACAAAGAAUUUGUGCUGAAUUAAAGUUAUUCAAAAUGAAUGAAGGUAACUUCACCACAAAGUGUAGCAUUAAAAUCCAGAACAAGACCUAUAUCUCAACAGACACAGUUUUUUGGGUGACUUUUAGAAACGGACGUGUCAACAAAAGUUUUGCUGCGUGUGAAAAAUACCACUUACAUUCGAGCUGCAUAUUAACCACAAUCAAAUCAAAUUAUACUAUUAAUGAGAACAAGACGCUGAUUUAUUACACAGAAUUAUCCAAACCUAAAUUUUAUCAAGUUGAUGAAUAUGUACCAUUGAGAAAUGGUUAUGGAGUUUGCAAUACAGAAACACCAAGAAUAAAAACAUAUAAAUGGAUUGAAACAGUGCAGAAUGUGGAAUAUUACAUCUCCAUCGUUGGUUGCUCCAUCAGCAUUGUAUGCUAUCUUUGGAUAUUAAUAACCUUUACCCUUUACAGUGAGUUGCGUAAUUUGCCAGGGUUAAACACAAUGGCUUUAUGCUCCACUCUUCUAUUAGCCGAUCUAUCCUUUAUUAUUGGAGUGGAGAAUAAUGACAACGAAAACAUUUGUAAAGCAUUCAGCAUUAUUUUGCACUGGGCGCUGCUCACUACCAGUAUGUGGGUUGUUGUUGUUGCUUAUGAUCUCUCUGUAAAGUUCAGUACAAUAAAAGUAUCAGGGAAGCAUAAUUUUAAAAAGAUAUUCAUCCGAUAUUUUAUCGUUGCCGUAACCAUUCCAACCUUAAUUGUGGGCGUCACUGUCCUUCUAGAUGGAACCGAUUCUAUCAAAGUUGGCUAUGGAGAAAACAACGUGUGCUGGAUUGGAAGUUUUUAUGCGCUCCUAGCAUCAUACAUCAUUCCUGUGUCUAUUAUAUACAUUCUAACAGGUAGUGCCUUAGUGUUUACGAUAUAUAACAUCCAUGUUGAAAACAAAAGAAGUAACAAGAUAUUAGGAACAAGUUGUGGUAGAGAAAAUAUCAACGUUCGAAAGGUGGCUUUGAAGCUAGUUUGUAUUCUGGGUAUUACAGAAGGACUUGGUUUCGCACAGAUACAUGGCUUUAAUCUGAAACAAAAUGAGUUAAUAUUUAAUUCGGUAUUUGGUGUAGCUUAUGGGUUUACAAGAAGUUUGCGGGGACUCGUAUUAUGGAUCGUAUAUAUAUGCAAUGAACUUGUGUUUAGCUUGUACAAAUCAUCGCACAAGAAAUCUAACCAAACAGAAUCUAAGAAUCGUGGCAGCACAUUGCCAUUGACAGAUCUUUCUGGAAAUAAGUAUAACUCUACUCAAGAGUAAAAGUUGGAGCAAGUUUCCUGGACGUUAAAUGCACCAACAAUAAAUACUUCAAGCGAAGAGCAAAUCAUAUUACAUACUAUAACGCAUACACUUCAAUCAAAUGAACUGCUAGAACGAUUUGCUAAGACAAAGAUUGAAUUAACGUUGAAUACGUCAAAACAGAAAAUCAGUAAAUAAAUAUUUAGGGGAUUAAACUACAUGUGUCUUUCUAUUAGCAUUUUUUAAAACUUGGUUUCUAAUACCAUAUGAAAAUGUUGAACGUCUUCUGUACAACAACGGACAUUAUCAUGCAAUGGAAACAAGUAAGGCAAGAGAUAAUGCGCAUCUAUUUUGGAAUUUAUUGGUAACCAAGCUUAAGAGGUUGGUAGAUGAUAGCAGGCUUUUGCAAAAUAAAAUUUAAGUCGCUCAGACUAGUCAUUUAUACUUAAAUGAAAAAAUUAUUUCGCUGAAGAAAUUUUCACGUAUCGAAGAUAUAAGAAAAUCUUCCAAACAUCAAAUCUGAAAAUUAGGGUGCAUUUUUAUGUAUAUCCAGGUAUUUGUUUUUCAAAAAUAGGUCAGGAAUCUACUUUAAGGGCAGAAAAUUUCGUGUUGUUCGCGUUUUUUGGUCUUUUUCGCGAAAGUUGAUGCCGUUGGAAAUUUUAAAUCAUCAAAACUCAAAAGUUUUUUCACCACAAACAGUCAAAAAAUAGAGAAAUCUCAAAGUUAGUGAUUUAUUUCCUAUUUAAUCAUGAACUACAAUAACAUUUAGUGUUUUUAUUUUUCUUUGGUGCUGCGAACAACUCUUGGGUAUCCCAUGCUCGUCCCCGGUGUUCGUUGCCAAUGUCAAAGCCGCUAGCACUUACUUGACGGCUAAGCUAGUCUUGAUGUCAAAAGGCAAAAGCCCCUAGGGCUAAGUUCAGCAAAAAUUUCUUCUCACAAAAGUUUUUGUUUUUGGUAUACUUAAAUUCGGCACUUUUCAAGACGUAAGUAUUGAAGCCACAUACAUUGCAAUGCAUUGAUCUGCCGCUCUUAAUCUAUCCCAAGCACUCUUUCGAAUGCGUGUUUAUUGCGAUAAAACGGAUUAAGCGUGUCUAAUUUUGUAAGAUUUGACUGCUCAAACGCUUUUUUUUU
This is a messenger RNA of Hydractinia symbiolongicarpus, 3880 nucleotides long. RefSeq lists its product as uncharacterized. Lineage: Eukaryota; Metazoa; Cnidaria; Hydrozoa; Anthoathecata; Hydractiniidae. Gene Ontology annotation, cellular component: membrane. The transcript has a single exon. The record is from RefSeq and is a predicted model, not a curated record. Gene Ontology annotation, molecular function: G protein-coupled receptor activity. Gene Ontology annotation, biological process: G protein-coupled receptor signaling pathway; cell surface receptor signaling pathway. Bases 104 to 2770 code for a protein of 888 amino acids.